This is a messenger RNA of Achroia grisella, 3111 nucleotides long. RefSeq names its product lactase/phlorizin hydrolase-like. The transcript has 11 exons. The coding region runs from base 1 to 2892 and encodes 963 amino acids. Gene Ontology annotation, molecular function: beta-glucosidase activity. Gene Ontology annotation, biological process: carbohydrate metabolic process. The record is from RefSeq and is a predicted model, not a curated record. NCBI's taxonomy places the organism in Eukaryota, Metazoa, Arthropoda, Insecta, Lepidoptera, Pyralidae.
AUGUUAUACUUUAAGAAAUAUAUAAUAGGUGGCGUGUUAAUCUCUUGCUUUGCAUUAUAUGAAUGCAAAACAAAUAAUGCUCACCAAGAUGUAAGAAGAUUUCCCGAUGGAUUCUUGUUUGGAACAGCUACGGCUUCUUAUCAGGUUGAGGGGGCCUGGGAUGCUGAUGGAAAAACUGAAAAUAUUUGGGAUCAUUUAACUCAUACGGAACCAUGCGCUAUAAAGGAUUGUUCUAAUGGAGAUAUUGCAGCUAACUCCUAUAAUUUCUAUAAGAGGGAUGUAGAAAUGAUGAGAGAAUUGGGACUUGACUUUUAUAGAUUUUCUCUUUCAUGGACUAGAAUUCUCUCCUCUAGUUUUCCUGACAAAAUAAACGAAGCAGGCGUGGAAUAUUACAAUAAUUUGAUUAAUGAGAUGCUAAAAUAUAAUAUUGAGCCCAUGGUGACGUUGUAUCAUUGGGAUUUACCACAAAAGCUACAGGAACUAGGAGGAUGGACAAACCCUCAUAUAGUGGAUUGGUUUGGCGACUACGCUCGUACUGCAUUUAACCUCUUUGGAGACAGAGUUAAAUAUUGGAUAACUAUGAAUGAACCACGUGAAAUUUGCUAUCAAGGUUAUGGUUCAGAUACGAUGGCACCUAGACUGAACAUCCAAGGAAUAGCUGAAUAUAUGUGUGCGAAGAAUUUAUUGGUAGCACAUGCAAGAGCUUACCAUAUAUAUGAUCAAGAAUUCAGGGCCAUACAAAAUGGUAUAAUCGGAUUGACAAUAAGCGCUGGUUACUCGGCACCAGCAUCUGAUAGCGAAGAGGACAUUAUUGCUGCCAAAGACUCCAGUUUGUUUGAGUGGGGUAUAUAUGCUUAUCCAAUAUAUUCAGAAACUGGCGAUUUCCCUCCAGUCAUGAAGAAGAGAAUAGCAGCGAAAAGUGCAGAACAGGGUUUCCGUAGAUCCCGGUUGCCUGAAUUCAGCCCAGAAGAAAUAAAAUAUGUACACGGGUCAUCCGAUUUCUUCGGGUUGAAUCAUUAUACAUCUAGUUACGUUUAUCGAAAUGCAUCAGUUGAAUCUGUGGAGUCUCCAUCUUUUUACGACGAUCUGGGAACAGGCGGAUUCAUUCUGGAUGAAUGGGAAGAUUCUGCGUCUAGUUGGUUGAAGGUUGUACCAUGGGGUCUCUACGAACUCUUAAAACAAAUAAAAGAAGAUUACAACAAUCCUCCUGUAUAUAUCACUGAAAACGGAUUCUCAACUUAUGUUGGUUUGGAUGACGACAAGCGCAUAUCGUACUAUAGACAAUACUUGGAUGCUGUAUUAGAUGCCAUAGAUGAGGGUUGCAAUGUUCAGGUUUACACUGCUUGGAGCCUUUUGGAUAAUUUCGAAUGGAUGCAAGGAUAUAGCGAGCGAUUCGGCCUGUACGAGGUGGACUACGAUAGUCCGGAACGCACGCGCACCCCACGCAAAUCCGCCUUCGUGUACAAAGAGAUAGUACGAACACGUACUCUUGACUUCAGCUAUGAACCCGUCACAAAUGUUAUGACUAUAGACGAAGGACAUUAUAAUUGCAAUUUGUAUUCAAAACUUAACGCUUUAGCUGCUCAUUUAAAUUCUUUGUAUUUCUUUUCUUUUACAUUUACGUUUUAUUUAAGAUUUUUAAUAUUGCUUAUAAAACAAGCUACAAUCUCCGAGUGUAAUGGAACUCCUGGGGUGCGCAAAAGUAGACAAUUUCCGGAUGGUUUCUUAUUCGGCACAGCCACAGCUUCAUAUCAAGUAGAAGGAGCCUGGGACGAAGAUGGAAAAUCCGAAAAUAUUUGGGACCAUCUCACUCAUACGAACCCUUGUGCGAUUAAGGAUUGCUCUUCUGGGGAUAUCGCUGACGAUUCUUAUCAUCAGAUAGAAAGAGAUGUGGAAAUGAUGAGAGAACUAGGACUGGACUUUUACAGGUUUUCUUUAUCUUGGUCUCGUAUAUUACCUACUAGUUUCCCUAAUGAAAUAAAUGAGGCUGGAGUUGCAUACUAUAACAAAUUAAUUAAUGAGAUGCUCAAAUACAAUAUUGAACCCAUGGUAACAUUGUAUCAUUGGGAUUUGCCACAAAAACUCCAAGAAUUGGGUGGAUGGGCUAACCCACAUAUAGGAGACUGGUUUGGUGAUUAUGCACGCACUGCGUUUACCCUCUUUGGAGACAGAGUCAAAUAUUGGUGGGGACAAUAUGCUCAUCCUAUAUUCUCUGAAAAUGGCGACUUUCCUGUAAUAAUGAAAGAAAGAGUAGCCACUAAAAGUGCAGCCCAAGGAUUCUCCAGAUCCAGGUUACCUGAGUUUACCCCUGAAGAAGUAAACUACGUACGGGGAAGCUCAGAUUUCUUCGGAUUAAACCAUUACACGUCAAAUUUAGUAUAUAGGAAUGAAUCUGUGAGCGAAAUAAAUGAAUCUCCAUCAUUAAAUGAUGAUAUAGAUGCAGUGACGUACCAACCAAGCUACUGGGAAGGUGCAGCAUCGAACUGGCUAAAGGUUGCACCUUGGGGUUUCGUUAAACUUUUAAGACAAAUUAAGGAAGUCUAUAAUAAUCCUCCUGUGUAUAUAACUGAGAAUGGGUUCUCAACUUUUGGCGGCUUGGUCGAUGAUGAUCGCAUCAAUUACUAUAGGCAGUAUUUGAACGCACUACUCGAUGCCAUAAAGACCGGAUCUAACGUUCAAGCGUAUGCAGCGUGGAGUCUUAUGGACAACUUCGAAUGGAUGGAAGGAUAUACCGAACGAUUUGGACUGUAUGAGGUAGACUACCGUAGUCCUGAGCGGACACGCACCCCUCGAAAGUCUGCCUUCGUAUACAAGGAAAUCAUACGGACACGUGCCCUCGACUGGGACUAUGAACCUGACACUUCUGUGAUGACCAUCGACGAAGGUCAUUAAAAUAUUAACCCGUUUCAACCGCAUUCUAUACGGCGCUAUUCAUAACAUAUCAUCAUUCUUUAUUCUAAUACCUAAUUUAUAGGUACAAGUACGGAAUUAGUCGAUAAACCGGUACGUAAUUAUUGUUUUUGGGUGUUCCUGAGAAGACCUAUGUCAAUAGCAUUUCAAAAUCGUAAUGGAUCCGUCCGUUGGUGUAAAUAAUAUAGACUAAUAAAUAAA